This is a messenger RNA of Triticum turgidum subsp. durum (durum wheat), 1059 nucleotides long. The record is from the annotation of a GenBank genome assembly. Lineage: Eukaryota; Viridiplantae; Streptophyta; Magnoliopsida; Poales; Poaceae.
AUGGCUGCGUCCGACGAGACGCCGAUGGUGCAAGACCUGGCUUCGGCCGGCGUCGAGGAGCCGCCGAGCCGGUACUUAGUGCACGAGCAAGACCGUCAUGGCGACCUGCUGGCUGCCGACGAAAUGCCGGAGCCCAUCCCUCUCAUUGACCUUAGCCGGCUCAUGGACGCCGACGAGGCUGACAAGCUCCGGGCGGCUCUACAGACCUGGGGCUUCUUCCUGGCCACCAAUCAUGGGAUCGAGGAUUCUCUCAUGGAUGCAAUGAUCAGCGCGUCAAGGGAGUUUUUCCGUCAACCGUCCGAAGAGAAGCAGAAAUGCAACAACCUGGUGGACGGCAACGGCAAGCACUACCAGGUGGAAGGGUAUGGCAGUGACAAAGUGGUUUCCGAGGAUCAUGGCCUGAACUGGAACGACCGGUUGCAUCUGAGAGUGGAGCCAGAAGAUGAGAGGAAUUUCGCUAAGUGGCCCAGUCACCCGGAAUCUUUCAGGGAUGUGCUAAAUGAGUACGCAUCGAAAUCCAAGAAACUAAGAGACAUUGUCUUGCGAUCAAUAGCCAAGCUCUUGGAGAUUGAUAAGGAUUACUUCGUCAACCAGAUAUCAAACAAGGCUUCUGGUUUUGCCAGACUCUACUACUACCCUCCAUGUCCGAGGCCUGACCUAGUUUUGGGCCUCAGGCCUCACUCUGAUGGAAAUCUCCUUACUAUCCUUUUUGUCGACGACGAUGUUGGUGGCUUGCAAGUUCAGAGAGAUGGGAAAUGGUACAAUGUUCCAGCCAAGCCUCACACACUGGUGAUCAACUUGGGAGACUGCCUGGAGAUAAUGAACAACGGAAUCUUUAGGAGCCCGGUUCACAGAGUGGUGACAAACACCGAGAAGGAGAGGCUUUCGCUGGCCGUGUUCUAUGUCGUGGAUGAAGAAACAGUGCUGGAGCCAGCACCCGGUUUGCUGGAUGACAAGCGACCGCCAAGAUAUAGGAAAAUGAUGACCAAGCAUUUCGUGGCUGGGCUCUAUGAACAUUUUCGUCAAGGGAAGAGAUUCAUCGACACCCUGAAGAUAUAG